GGGCCUUCAUUGGGCCGCCCAAGAUUCUCGGAGUCACCACAAACGGUCCACACAAAAUAUUCUCCCAAAUCGAGAAACUACUGAAAGCUUCAAACUGAAAACGACUGCGACACAAAUGGCGAUCUCCAUCUUCAAAUUCCACAUUCUUCGCCCGCGCACUACUUCUCUAUGGCCGCCAAGCAAUGCAGUCUUCAGCUGUAGACGAUUCCUCGACCUUCCUCUUCUUCUACGCUCUCGUCCUCUUCAUUCUCUUCCUCAUUCUCUUCCGAUUCUCCAUCAUUCCCAUCUUCCUCCUCUUACUCUUCCUCCUCCUCUCCUCCGACGUCAUUUUCACACUCCUCGCCCUUCUAUGUCCGCCGUGAAUUCCUCCACCGCCUCCGACGGCCCCAUCUCCUCCUCCGCCGCCGAUAAAACCGUGAAGGUGGUGAUAAAGGGGAGGGUGCAGGGGGUAUUCUACAGGAACUGGACUAUUGAUAAUGCGAGGGAAUUAGGGUUGAAGGGGUGGGUCCGGAACCGGAGGGAUGGGGCAGUAGAGGCUGUGUUCUCCGGUGUCCCGGAAAAGGUUCAAGAGAUGGAGCAACGCUGCAGGAGAGGACCGCCCGAUGCUAUGGUGACGGGCCUUCAGGUCUCCCCCUGCACCGAUGAUCCAGGGACGACAUUUGAACGCAAGCCAACCGUUUGAUGAAAUGUAUCAAGGUAUAUAUGUAUACAUUUUUCAUACAUGUAUAUGCUUUAAGGAAAUAAUUUACUUGAACUAGUGCUGCUCAAGUACUAGUAAUCUUGUAUGUCUUUAUCCUCAUCACAGUGUGAGGAUUUAUGGGGUUGCAUUUCGAAUGUGCCUAUAUAUUUUACUAGGAUUAUGGUGGA
Molecule: messenger RNA, 867 nt
Organism: Salvia miltiorrhiza (redroot sage)
Lineage: Eukaryota; Viridiplantae; Streptophyta; Magnoliopsida; Lamiales; Lamiaceae
Exons: 2
Coding region: 116-682 (188 amino acids)
Molecular function (GO): acylphosphatase activity
Source: RefSeq, a predicted model, not a curated record